GAGCUUAGACGGAAGGAGAACGCUGCGGUUUGCUAAUUGCUUCGCCACUCCGAAAUUCCAAUUUUCUCCUCGCCCCCAUCUUCGACUCGACUCUAGAGAGAGAGUGAAAAAGGAAGAGAAAAUCGCAAUCUGCGUUGAAGGCCAUGUGGCGUUGUUGAUGUUUGCACUUGUAAUGGCUGAAUCUGAAUCCGACAUUAUUUUUCACCAAGGUUACAGCUACAAGGCCGAUCGUUUUUGUUCCCCGAUGAAGUGAGAGCUGCGUGUGAUUAGUUUCGCAUUCUUUGUCCGAUUCGAGUUUUUUCCCCUCCGAUUUCGAUUUCGCGUUGGUGCUUUGCUCCGCUGGUGAUUCUGAGGGAGCAGAAAAAAGAUGUUCAGCGGUGGUGAUGGUGGCGGGGGCGGAGGAAACGUCGCGGGCCCGCCACAGCAUCUUGACUGGAAAUUCUCUCAGGUAUUUGGUGAGCGUGCGGCCGGAGAAGAAGUUCAGGAAGUUGAUAUCAUCUCAGCAAUCGAGUUUGAUAAAACUGGUGACCAUCUUGCUACUGGUGAUCGUGGGGGUAGGGUUGUAUUAUUUGAAAGGACUGAUACUAAAGAGCAUGCUGGACGCCGAAGAGAAUUGGAGCGGAUGGACUAUCCAGUUAGUCGGCAUCCAGAGUUCCGGUACAAGACAGAAUUUCAAAGCCAUGAACCAGAGUUUGAUUAUCUCAAAAGUUUGGAGAUUGAGGAGAAAAUUAACAAGAUUCGAUGGUGCCAGGCAGCUAAUAGUGCGCUCUUUCUUCUGUCCACUAAUGAUAAAACAAUAAAAUUUUGGAAGGUGCUAGAAAAGAAAGUCAAGAAAAUUUCUGAAAUGAAUAUUGAGCCUUCCAGAUCCAUUGUAAAUGGCAGUGCUGCCAGCUCAAGUGUUUCUAUGACUCCAAAACCUCAUCUUACAAAUGGAGGCUAUCCUGAUAGACCUUACAAUUGCUUGAGCAAUGACUCAUCAUUUCCUGCCAGUGGCAUCUCUGCGCUUCGUAUACCUGUGGUAGUUACAAGCAAUGAGACCAGCCUUGUAGCGAGAUGCAGAAGAGUGUAUGCUCAUGCUCAUGACUAUCAUAUCAAUUCCAUCUCCAAUAACAGUGAUGGCGAAACAUUUAUAUCAGCUGAUGAUCUGCGAAUAAACCUUUGGAACUUGGAAAUAAGUAACCAAAGUUUCAAUAUUGUUGAUGUGAAACCAGCAAAUAUGGAAGAUCUAACAGAGGUUAUAACUUCGGCAGAGUUUCACCCAACCCACUGUAACACGUUAGCUUAUAGUAGUUCAAAAGGAUCAAUUCGUCUCAUUGAUUUACGACAAUCGGCAUUGUGUGAUUCACAUUCUAAAUUGUUUGAGGAGCAAGAGCCAGCUGGUUCAAGAUCCUUCUUCACUGAGAUAAUUGCUUCAAUUUCUGAUAUUAAAUUUGCAAGAGAUGGAAGAUACAUCCUCAGUCGUGAUUACAUGACUCUCAAGUUAUGGGACAUAAAUAUGGAUUCUGGGCCAGUUGCAACAUACCAGGUUCAUGAAUAUUUAAGACCAAAGCUAUGCGAUUUAUAUGAGAAUGAUUCAAUCUUUGAUAAAUUUGAAUGUUGCUUGAGCGGUGAUGGGCUGCGAGUCGCUACAGGGUCCUACAGCAAUCUGUUUCGUGUGUUUGGCUGUGCUGCGGGAAGCACUGAAGCGACUACACUGGAAGCAAGCAAAAACCCUAUGAGGAGACAAGCCCAGACCCCUUCAAGGCCUGCCAGAUCCCUUAGCAGUAUAACUCGUGUUGUUAGGAGAGGAGGAGAAAGUCCAGGUGUAGAUGCAAAUGGAAAUACAUUUGAUUUCACAACAAAAUUGCUCCAUCUUGCUUGGCACCCAUCUGAAAAUUCAAUUGCUUGUGCUGCUGCAAACAGCUUGUACAUGUAUUAUGCAUAAACCGAUGAUACAGGAAGGAAGGGAUGCAUUCAUUCUGAAUUAGCAUUUUUUGUGGUUGAUUAGAAGGCCAUCAUCGUCUAUGGCAGCAACUUGAGAGGCUCUACCAACUGACUGCUUCAUUGAUGUGGGGCCCCCCAUAAAUUGUAAGUUUGAACAUCAAGGUUCAGAAGUGGCUGAAGAAUCAAUGACAAAGAACCUUGCAUUGUUCCUCCUCGUCCCACCCGAUUUCUGUUCCACCCUUGUUCAAGGGAAAGUUGCAUUUAUGUUGUCAUUGUGGUGUGGGGAAGUGAGGAAGGAAUGUGAGUUGUACAUCUUGCUCAGGAGGAGCUGCUGCUGCUAACUUUUGCAAGGCGUCGGGUUGUUGACUUCUUUGGGAUAGAUUUAGCUUUUUGUAGGAUAAAUUUUAGUGUGGCAUUGUUAUAAAUUACCAGUUAAAAGUAUUUUUCUUUUCUAUAAUUUUAUUUUAUUUUUUAAAAAAAAUUCUGCAUAAAAGAAAAUUUAAAGGGGAUCUGACCUUUAGGUUACCUGUAUUUUACAUGAUCAUCAGACAUGAGUAAAGAGAUGUUGCUAAAAAGUUUUCGCUACUUGGGAUGUUGGAGCAAUACUUACAAACAGCUAUUUACUAA
Ipomoea triloba (trilobed morning glory) is the source of this 2550-nucleotide messenger RNA. RefSeq names its product serine/threonine protein phosphatase 2A 55 kDa regulatory subunit B beta isoform-like. The transcript is spliced from 14 exons. The record is from RefSeq and is a predicted model, not a curated record. Gene Ontology annotation, biological process: peptidyl-serine dephosphorylation. Lineage: Eukaryota; Viridiplantae; Streptophyta; Magnoliopsida; Solanales; Convolvulaceae. Bases 368 to 1924 code for a protein of 518 amino acids. Gene Ontology annotation, cellular component: protein phosphatase type 2A complex; cytosol. Gene Ontology annotation, molecular function: protein phosphatase regulator activity; protein binding.